AUGGCUUCUUUUGCUACAAAAACUGUGAUUAUUACCGGCUCCAGCGCCGGAAUUGGGCGUGAAGCCGCUUUAUUGUUCGCUAUACGAGGCGCUAAUGUUGUUAUUCAUGGGCAAAGCGAGAACAAGUUGAAAGUAAGCCUAUAUUUUUUGUUUCUACUUUCUUUCAGGACGUUGUAGCGGCCCUCGAAGCCGCUGGCGUCAAGGCCGAGCGUUAUCUAGUCGUUCAAGGGCCGAUUCAAGAUGAGAAGACGCGAGAUGCUCUAAUUAAUGAGACUAUCAAAAAGUUUGGGCAAAUUGAUGUGCUCGUCAAUAACGCCGGCAUUCGAAACGAUCCCAAAGAUGAGGACUGGAACAGUCUUCACAAUAUGGAUUAUCUCUAUAAUGUCAAUUUUCGAAGGUAUGAAACUAACAGCCCCUAAACUAAAAGCUUCUUUUAGCAUGUACGACCUGAACGAAAAGGCGUAUCCCCAUUUGGUGAAGACCAAAGGAAACAUAAUCAAUAUAUCUUCGGUUGGAGCUAAACUAAUUGCCCCAAGACUCGUGCCCUAUUGCAUUACAAAAGCCGCAAUGGACGCAUACACCGCCGGCUUCGCCGUCAGAUGGGGACCUGAGGUUAGAGUGAAUAGUGUGAAGUGAGUAUCACAAUACCAUAUAUACAGUGGCGGAGCUGAUCCAGUGGCAAGAAAAGUAUCAUUUUACAUCCGGGAAGUAUCAAGAAAUGUGGCAAAAUGCCUCUCUCUCCAACUGAAAAAACUCCUUUUUGAAGGGUUCCUUACAAACAGAGCGGGCGCGCUUUUGAAAUCGGAGUUUUUUCACUUGGAGAGGGGCAUUUUGCCACAUUUUUGAUACUUCCCGGAUGCAAAAUGAUACGCCUUUUGCCAAUGGAUCAGGUCCGCCAGUGUACCUGUCUGUUCGUAAAGUCGCUGGGGAUCUUCGCACAGUGCACGUCGCCGAAAUCACCCCAGCGACUUUGCGAACGAACUAUGUAGUACAAAAUGUGAGGUGAUUUCUAAAUUUUGCUUUUCAAUCCAGUCAAAAGCGGCAAAUUCAGCCCAAAGUUAACGUUUCACUAAAUUUCGACGGAUCUUGUCCAUGAAAUGAACUGAACUCGCUACUUUUUUCACAAGGAAAGUACUUCUAUGGGGUGUGGAGUUACAGGUCGAGAUAUAUAUCAAAAAAUUCGCAAAAAUUUUCUGAUUCAGAAUAUAUCAAAAUUAGCUGCCUAAUUUUGGUCUGAUGACAUGUUUUUGACCUCAGAAGUUUUCUCGCGACACACAACGAUCAGAAAAAUUUUUUACUUUAAAUGGGGAAUCUGAUCAGGGAGUUUUGUUAAGACUUAAUCAAAGAUCAAAAAUGCCAAAUCUUAUCAAAAUCGGUCUACGGCAAAAAAAGAAGUAGCGAUAUUACAAUUGAAGGUCAAGACCUACAAAUAUACCGUUGUGCGUUCUAGCAACUUUGCUGAUCACUUAUUUGUACCAAUUUGGUCAUAAAAUAGCUUUUUCUACGAUUACACAUAUCUGAAAUUCCAAUUUGGCGUUUCGGACUGAUAUUGACCAUGUUAUACAUGACAAAAUUAAAGUAAAAUUUUUUACGGAUUUGACCCAAUUACAGGGUCUUACAAAAAACGUGAAGGAAAGUGGAAGGCUAUAACUUCCGGCGGAGGCGGCGCAGAGACUUCGUAUUUGGAAUGUGUAUUUUUAAAAGACAUAAGUUUUCGCCUACGAAAUAACAAGCUUUUAAAGCGCAAACUGAGGUCGCUGCGACCUUCUGAAAUAGAGGCAUCUUUACCCCGAAAACCAGGUUUUUUCGGUUGAAAAUGAUCGUGAAAUUUCGGACUUUUUCGGUUGAAAAUCACCAGGAAAUGUCGGAUUUUUUGGGGGGUUUUGAUAUGGGUGAUGUUGAAAAAGAAGAGGAAAGUGCCAACACGUGCAAUUUUUUGACGUUUUCUUAAAGGCUAUAUCAAGAAACCUCCAAAAAAUCCGACAUUUCCUGGUGAUUUUCAACCGACAAAGUCCGAAAUUUCUCGAUCAUUUUCAACCGAAAAAACCUGGUUUUCGGGGUACAGAUGCCUCUACUUCAGAAGGUCGUAGUGACCUCAGUUUGCACUAUAAAAGCUUGUUACUUCAUAGACAAAAACUUAUGCCUUUUAAAAAUACACAUUUCAAAUACGAAGUCUCUGCGCCGCCUCCACCGGAAGUUACAGCCUUCCACUUUCCUUCACGUUUUUUUUGUAAGACCCUGUAUUCUAUAAAAUAGGUAAACAAGAGCCCCAGUUGACGAAACUCUCCCUCUUCCCUUCUCUAAAGACCCCAAACCUCAUUCUUGACAAGUCCAGAUCUGCGCAUCUUCUCCUCCAAGAAUUCCGCGAUCGAGGUUAGUAAAAUCUCUCUAUUUGCUCCCGUUUCAUAACUAAUAUGGUUUUAAAACUGCCCACAUGUUCCAUUACCUUGGAGUCCUGCUGAGGCGCUUCCUCGGCAGGAUAUUGAUCUUGAUCAUGGAUAACAUAAUUUUUCCAUCUAAAAGUACUUUACUACUUUUUGGGUUGCCAAUACGAGCUUAUUCUGGCGUUACCUUCGAGGUUUGAUGGGCCUGGGCAUUUUAAACACAAAAAAAAAUAAAAAAUAAUGAAUUGAAUUUUGAAGUAUUUUUGCUACUGCUGCAAAAAUUGUAGACCGAUUUUGCUGAAACUUAGCCCACACGAAGAGAAAGACAUGUUGAACAAUCCUCCCUGAUCAGAUUUGUCAAAAAAAGUACUUUACACUCUAGAAGAGCCAAAACUUUUGCAAAAACGGGCAUAUUUUCGGCCAGUUUUACCAUAAAACCAUAAGUUUGUUAUCUAAAAAAAUCGAACUAUAAUAAACUGAAACGGAUUACCUUUCAUAUGAUAUAAUAAACUUAAUAAAAUUAUGGCCCUUCGAUGGCGUAUGAGCCUGAUUUAUCCGACCUGUCUUUAAAAAAUUGAGAAAAUUAAUGCCAAAAUUCUUGGCAUUCUGUUUCUGUUCGUUGUGCGACACCAUGCAAGUGUCUUUUUGACCGUGUUUUUACCAAUAAAAAAAUUUUGUUUUGUGCUAAAAUAAAUUUUAAGGCCUUGACAAGCCUUAAAAUAUCAAAUUAGAUUACAACUACACCUUAGAAGUAGUUCCAAUGUAAAAAAUGGGUUCUAGUGUGCCAAAACGAAUCGAACCCGUUCCCUUCGGAUUCCCAAUCUAGCGCUCUAACCACUCGGCCACACCGCUCUCUUCCGAAGGAGGAGACCGAGCGCGCUUUUGUCGCCGCAGAUUUUUUUCCUCGAGAAAAACAUUUAUUGAUAAAACUCGCUGAUAGACCAAAAUUAGGCAGCUAAUUUUUAUAUAUUCUGAAUCAGAAAAUUUUUGCGAAUUUUUUGAUAUAUAUCUCGACCUGUAACCCCACACCCCAUAGAAGUACUUUCCUUGUCAGUAAAAUGAUGUUUUAUUUCAACAAGAUCCUCCAACAUUUACAAGGGAAGUACCCCAAUUUCGACGCUCAGAUUUUGAUGAAACUUGGCACAAGUUUAGAUAACUUCGCACGAAACUAGCAAAGUUAUGAUCAAAAAGUGUUUUUCCCUCUGACCGCUCUCCGCCGUUAGAAUGCUCUCUCGGCGGCAACGAUCGUUGAAUAUAUCGGCGGCGCUUGCAAAGCGCGAGCUAAAACUAUCAGGAAUUGAUACUUAGUCCAUGCCAGACGUGUGUGCAAAAUUUUACAAAAAUCUGAGCGUCGCACUCGGGGUACCUCCCUUGUUAGUCCAAAGUUAACCUUGGACUGAAUUUGACGCUUUUGAUUGGAUUGAAAAGCAAAAUUUAUAAACUACCUCCCAUUUACAAACCUUCUAUGUCACGUAUAAUAUAAUUUUUCCUUUUUAAUUUUAGUCCCGGACCCAUUAUUACCGACUUCACCAUUCGUCAUCAAAAUGGUGAGGCCUUGUUGGAAGUGGGUAAGGAAAAGUAUUCGAAGCUUCCGGCUCGUCGAAUGGGCACACCUCAAGAAGUGGCGAAUACAAUUCUCUUCAUCGCCAGCGAUGACGCAAGCUAUAUGACCGGUUCAACGAUUGUUGUGGAUGGUGGUUAUUUGCCCGGACUGGCUUUUGCCCAGUAG
Molecule: messenger RNA, 4113 nt
Organism: Bursaphelenchus xylophilus (pine wood nematode)
Lineage: Eukaryota; Metazoa; Nematoda; Chromadorea; Rhabditida; Aphelenchoididae
Source: the annotation of a GenBank genome assembly